This is a messenger RNA of Colias croceus (clouded yellow), 5829 nucleotides long. It is a transcript of the gene eag, whose product is annotated as potassium voltage-gated channel protein eag. Gene Ontology annotation, cellular component: membrane. Gene Ontology annotation, biological process: potassium ion transmembrane transport; regulation of membrane potential. The coding region runs from base 568 to 3774 and encodes 1068 amino acids. NCBI's taxonomy places the organism in Eukaryota, Metazoa, Arthropoda, Insecta, Lepidoptera, Pieridae. Gene Ontology annotation, molecular function: voltage-gated potassium channel activity. The transcript has 15 exons. The record is from RefSeq and is a predicted model, not a curated record.
GCCCGCAGCGAACCGCGCUGCGCCCCGCACGGCCGUGAUGCGAGCAGCGCGCCCGAGCCGUCCGCGCCGCGCCACCGCCUCCUCCGGCCGGCCCUCGACUCUGUCCCGCGUUCGAGCUCUUGCGAACUUCGACCGAGUCCCGGAGCAGCUGCAGCGCCGCAGCGGUAACGCGGAGAGUGUGGGAGUGCAGAGCGAGCGUCGACGGCGAGUCUCACGUAAACACUAUCGAUCGACGACUCCGGUGCACGUUGAAUCAUGAAAACAUAUUCGUUUCCGGCCGCGCCAGGACCCAGUGCGUGCCGCGAGCCACUCGAUCGAUUCGAGUCCUCAGCCCUCGAGUGCGGCUGUGAGCGAGCCGAGUUCUAUACGUCGUCUCUGUGCGAUCUGCGAACCGAUUCAUGUGCCUAAUUAAGUUACCUCCUCUGGAGCAAGUAUUUGCGUGCGCUCGGGUUCGAUCAAAUCUGUAGCCAAAGCUGGUGCGGCUAGUUGGAACCGACUGACGAGACACGUGGUGCCGCAGGAUGCCCGCCGCGCGACUCGACUGACGGCUGGCUGCAGUGAGGCGGCAUGCCGGGCGGCCGCCGGGGGCUCGUGGCCCCUCAGAACACCUUCCUCGAGAACAUCAUCCGCCGCUCCUCUUCUCAGCCAGACAGCAGCUUCCUGCUCGCCAACGCGCAGAUCGUGGACUACCCCAUCGUGUACUGCAACGAGACCUUCUGCAAGAUGAGCGGCUACAACCGCGCCGAGGUCAUGCAGAAAUCUUGCAGAUGCACGUGGAUGUACGGCGAGCUGACGGAGAAGGAGGCGGUGGAGCGCGUGGACCGCGCACUGGACCACCACCUCACCGACCAGUUCGAGAUUCUGCUCUACAAAAAGAACCGGACGCCGCUGUGGCUGCUGGUGCACGUGGCGCCCAUCCGCAACGAGCGCGAGCUGGUGGUGCUGUUCCUGCUCACGUUCCGCGACAUCACGGCGCUCAAGCAGCCCAUCGACGCGGACGACCCCAAGGGAGGUCUGUCCAAGUUCGCGAAGCUGGCGCGGUCGGUGACGCGCUCGCGCUCCGUGCUGGUGUCGGCGCUGCCCGCGCUCAAGGAGCCGGCGCGCCAGAGCCACCUCGCGCAUGUGAUGUCGCUGUCGGGCGACGUGCUGCCGCAGUACCGGCAGGAGGCGCCGAAGACGCCGCCGCACAUCCUGCUGCACUACUGCGCCUUCAAGGCCAUCUGGGACUGGAUCAUCCUGUGCCUCACCUUCUACACGGCCAUCAUGGUGCCGUACAACGUGGCCUUCAAGAACAAGACGAGCGAGGACGUGUCGCUGCUCGUCAUCGACUCGAUCGUGGACGUGGUGUUCUUCAUCGACAUCGUGCUCAACUUCCACACGACGUUCGUGGGGCCCGGCGGCGAGGUGGUCAGCGACCCCAAAGUGAUCCGCAAGAACUACUUCAAGUCCUGGUUCCUGAUCGACCUCCUCUCUUGUCUGCCUUACGACGUCUUCAACGCCUUCGACCACGACGAAGACGGCAUCGGCAGCCUGUUCAGCGCGCUGAAGGUGGUGCGGCUGCUGCGCCUGGGCCGCGUGGUGCGCAAGCUGGACCGCUACCUGGAGUACGGCGCCGCCAUGCUCAUCCUGCUGCUGUGCUUCUACAUGCUGGUGGCCCACUGGCUGGCGUGCGUGUGGUACAGCAUCGGCCGCUCCGACGCCGACUCGGGCCUGCAGUACUCGUGGCUGUGGAAGCUGGCCAACGUGACGCAGAGCCCGUACUCGUACGUGUGGUCCAACGAGUCGGACGGGCCCGAACUGGUGAACGGGCCCUCGCGCAAGACCAUGUACGUUACCGCGCUCUACUUCACCAUGACGUGCAUGACCUCCGUGGGCUUCGGCAACGUCGCCGCCGAGACCGAUAACGAGAAGAUCUUCACCAUCUGCAUGAUGAUCGUGGCAGCCCUGCUGUACGCGACCAUAUUCGGGCACGUGACGACCAUCAUCCAGCAGAUGACGUCGGCGACGGCCAAGUACCACGACAUGCUGAACAACGUGCGCGAGUUCAUGAAGCUGCACGAGGUGCCCAAGGCGCUGAGCGAGCGCGUCAUGGACUACGUCGUCUCCACCUGGGCCAUGACCAAGGGCCUCGACACGGAUAAGGUGCUGAACUACUGCCCCAAGGACAUGAAGGCGGACAUCUGCGUGCACCUGAACCGCAAGGUGUUCAACGAGCACCCCGCGUUCCGCCUGGCGUCGGACGGCUGCCUGCGCGCGCUGGCCAUGCACUUCCACAUGUCGCACUCGGCGCCCGGCGACCUGCUCUACCACACGGGCGAGUCCAUCGACUCGCUGUGCUUCAUCGUCACCGGCAGCCUCGAGGUCAUCCAGGACGACGAGGUGGUCGCCAUCCUCGGCAAGGGCGACGUGUUCGGCGACUCGUUCUGGAAGGACAGCGCGGUGGGGCAGUCGGCCGCCAACGUGCGCGCGCUCACGUACUGCGACCUGCACACCAUCAAGCGCGACCGCCUGCUGGAGGUGCUGGACUUCUACCAGGCCUUCGCCAACAGCUUCGCGCGCAACCUCACGCUCACCUACAACCUGCGCCAUCGACUCAUUUUCCGAAAGGUGGCGGACGUGCGUCGAGAGCGAGAACUCAUGGAGCGGCGGAAGCGCGAGCCGCAGCUCGAGCAGGCGCAGGACCACCUCGUGCGCAAGAUAUUCUCCCGCUUCCGGCGCGAGCGCAGCGUGGCGGCCGCGCCCGCGCCCGCGCGCGCCGCCCCGCUGGCGCCCGGCCCCGCCCCGCCGGCGCCCGGCCCCGCCCCGCCGGCGCCCGGCCCCGCCCCGACCGACGCCGAGCAGCCGGGCGGCGCGGGCGCGGGCGAGGCGCCGGCCGACGGGCGCGCGGCGGCGGCGCGCGGCAAGUGGGGCCGGCUGCUGGCGGGCGGCUCGCUGGACGCGGGCGAGGCGCCGCGCGCCGCCUUCAGCCGCUCGCUGAGCGCGCGGGACCGCGCCGCGCCCCCCGCCCCCGGGGGCGGGCCCGCCUUGUCGGAACCCGCGCCCGCCGCCACCACGCUCGCGCCCACGCUCUCGCUGAAAGCAGCAUUCACGCGAAACCGCGCGAGUAGCGUGUUAGGAGCGGCGACGCGGCGGGAGGCCAUCGACGAAGAGACCCUCGCCGCGGGCGCCACUGUCACCACCACGGCGGCCGUCAGCGCCGGCGGGCCGCCCGCCGCGCCCGCCGGCCCGCCCGCCGGCCCGCCCGCAGCGCCCGCCGCCACGCCCCCCGCGCAGGCCCCGCCCCCCGCGCCCGCCGUCUCGCCGCACGACGCCGCGCUGGCGGAGCUGCGGCGCGACGUGCGCAACGAAGUACAAAGACUACAACAUAAGCUAGCGAGGGUAGAAGAGCUCCUCACUUUGUUAGCGACGCGGCUCGGAGCGGACCCCAAUAAUGACUCGAGCCUCGACGCGUCCGCGGAGCGGACGGAACGGACGGAGCGGACAGACAGAGCGGACCGGGUGGACAGGCCGGACCGGACGGACCGAGCGGACAGGCCGGACCGCGCCGACAGACCGGACCGGGAACGGGACAGGAGCGAGCGCGGCGACCGCACGGACAGGAUAGACUCGGCCGGGGCCAGGAAACGACGCUCAAAGGUCCGGAGUAAAGGCGCCGCGCCUCAAGUGCCGACGCCCACCACGCCCAGCGAGUCGCCGGGCAGCCCGGGCGGGGCGGGGGGCGGGGCGGGGGCCGGGCCGGGGGGCGGGGCCGCGCGCCGCCGCGAGCUCGUGUAGCGCGCGGCGGCGGGCGAGCCGCAGUAGCGCGCCGCCCGCCGCGCCGCGCGCACGCGAGCGGAGCUGCCGCUGUCGGGCGUCUUGGACCAGUGUGUGGCGUCGGAGGGGAACCCUGCCUAGCGAUACGUCCCAAAACGCCGUCGGACAGAAUGCCGGACCGCUUCAUUCGGCCGUUACGCGCUUUCCUGUACAUACUCGCUUACGUUUAACUCGGAUCGUUCCAAUUCCGGCUGUAUAUUAUAGAUAAUGAUAUAAUAUUAGUUGUAGAACUUAGACGGAUACGACUUAUGUCUAGAUAAUGAUAAUACUCAAAAAUUGCCGCUAAGCGGUGAUCGCUUGCAUUAGUUUAUUAUUGUUUUAGACGACGAAUGACGUUGUCGUCUGUCGAUGCGGUGUGAUAUUAUUAAAAAGGCAUCCCGAGCUUAAAGCCGACUCGUACGCAUACGAGAGCGAAUGAAAUUCACAAAAAAUACUUAUCAAGUACCUAGUUAGAAUGUACAUUAGACCACUCUGUGUAAAUUGAAACUCAUCGCUCUAUAGCCGGUCUCGGGUCGCCGUCGUUUCGCUCGCCCUCGAUUCCGACUAAUAUUAAGGGUAAUAUACAAAUAAUAUCUCACAAUACAGGGAAAAACAAAUAGCUGUCGUUAUAAUCAGUCAAUAGGUAUACACUUUUUCUAAUAAAAACAAAACCUACUUAUUUUCUUAUUUCCUAUUCAAAAAAUACAACGGAACGUCGGGCGAGCGAACGAGCGAACGCGAAGUUCGCCAAGGUGCCACGGUUCGGUCUGCUUCAUAGUUCGUGCAUUACAUAGCUUCAUUCUACACACAGCUGACACUUAUUCAAAUGUAUAAAUAGUAUCUAAGCUGUUCGAUUGAUUGAAUUAUAUUAUACUAUAUCGUAAGUUAUGAUUAGUAGUUUGAAAAGCAAUAUUUAUAAUAUAAUGACUCACCUCCUUGUAAAUUAUACACGAUUGACCAAGUACUUUGUUAUUGCUCCAGAAUUAUGAUAAUUUACAAUUACGUCUCUUUGUAAAUAAUACUAUACUGUACCUACUGAUAUUAGCAUAUUUAAUAUUUUUUACUUCAGCACUGGAAGAUAGGACUGGAUCUGAUAUUACUGUUUGUUAUAAAUUAUAAUAUGAUUCUGAUUACCGCUUACCUAUAUUGUACAAAAACAAAGUGAUAUUAACGAAAUAAUUUGUAGUAAAAUAUCGAAUGAAUCGUUACAAAUUUUAAAGUUUAUUUGGCGAUAUUAUUAUUUACGACGUUUGUAACUUUAAGUAUGUUCACGAUACAUAUCUAAGUGAAAUGGCGCAAUAUGAACUUAUGUAACGACAUAAUUAGGUAUAUCUACUAACUAGGUGCGCUUUAUGCGUGUGAGGGGCGGCGCCUCUUAUUUAUUAUUUGUUCAUGUUUUUAAAGUUUAACAAACACCAGACGACGCGUCGCAAAGCCCUAUACGUAAUUUCAUAAUUAAUUGGUUAAUUCAUUUCGUACUCUGUCGUGUAAUAAAUCUCAUAAAUAUAAAUAUGUGCAAAUGAAUAUAAUUAGUAUAUUAACAACAGUAAUAAUGCUUUGCGUCGCGUCGCGUUUAGUGUUUAAAUUUGUGAAAUGGGAAGCUUAGUCACUGCAUUUCGGCAAACAACCUCACCCCGAUCUCCGAUCACCCGCGGGCAGCAGUCACUCAGUGCAGCAGUCACUCAGUGCAGCACACGUGCACGCUCUGUGAUCAUCGCCAUAUGCCCACAUAAUACUUUAACACACAUAAUAUGUUACCUGUUAAUACCUCUGUUACGCCUCUAGUUUCCCAAAUUCCUUGACAUUUUGCAGACAGUUAAAACCUGUAGUAUGUAAAUGUAAACCAGCAGAAGUGAGCUUUACGAUUCAAAAAGUGAGUGAUUUGUGAGUUGUCAGGAGGAGUCAGUUUGCGACUCGCAGUGAAAAGCCGCCUCACACUCACGCCUGUGUAUUGUCUACUGUCUACGAUUCAGUGCAACUGCAACGCUAAGCCGCGACUCCUUAUAUUUUUAUUGAAAUAUACUUUCAAGAAUAAGU